Messenger RNA from Aspergillus steynii IBT 23096, 1877 nucleotides. RefSeq names its product choline transporter-like family protein. Lineage: Eukaryota; Fungi; Ascomycota; Eurotiomycetes; Eurotiales; Aspergillaceae. The coding region runs from base 160 to 1788 and encodes 542 amino acids. The transcript has 2 exons. Gene Ontology annotation, cellular component: plasma membrane. Gene Ontology annotation, molecular function: transmembrane transporter activity. Gene Ontology annotation, biological process: transmembrane transport. The record is from RefSeq and is a predicted model, not a curated record.
GUCGAUCUGCCAGGAACUCCUGUUUGCUCCCCUUUACUUCUUCCCCCACCUCGUGCCUUGUUCCAUCCCCAGUUCUCCCUCUCCCUCCGCUCUCCUUCUUGCACGCCUGGACGGUCCUUACGGAAUACACUAUUGCUCUGUUGAGCUAGAAUAUGCACCAUGAGUGGACAGGCAGCGAGUUAUUACAAUCCCGGCCAGAACUUCGGCGACGGUCAACCUCAGUAUCCGCAACAGCAACCUAUGUACAAUAAUAAUUUCCAGGGGCAGCCUCAAAAUUAUCAAUAUGAUAAUGGCUACCAAAGGGCCCCGGAGCCCAAGCCAUCCCAGGGACCACCACCUCCCCAGGGAGCGCCGCCAACCUACAACCAAGCGGUCUAUGGGUUUGACGAGGCCUUCAAGGUCGAGAAACCGAAGUUCAACGACAUCUGGGCAGGACUUUUGCUCAUCGCCGUCUUUCUAGGCUAUGUCGCAGUCUCGGGAAUCGCGAUCCAUCGGUAUGCCAAAUACAAAGGGUUCAACGGCGGGGGCAUCUACGACUCGGUCAACACCUUUUCCCUCGAUACGAACACCUUGGUUUUGUUUAUAUUCGUGCUUUGUGUGGCGCUGGCUUUCUCUUGGGCUUACUUCCUCGGAGCUCGCUAUUUCCCCAAGUUCUUUAUCUGGGCGACCGGGAUUCUGAAUAUCGUAUUUGCGCUGGCAACCGGCAUCUACUACAUCGUGCGCAAGCAGUACGGAGGAGGCAUCGUGUUCCUGCUGUUCGGCGUAUUCGCCAUCAUCUGCUUCAUCAGCUGGAUCCCGCGCAUCCCGUUCACUGCAUUCAUGAUGGAGACCUCGAUCGACGUGUCGCGGCGCUACGGACAUAUGUUUUUGGUGAGCGCGAUCGGCGGCAUCGUGACGGUGGCAUUCGCCGCGUGGUUCUCCGUGACGCUGGUGUCGAUCUAUGUCGCCUACGAGCCGAACAGCAGCGGCAGUAACCCGUCCUGUGCCAACGGGGGGUGCUCCACCGGCAGGGUGAUCGGCUUGGUGGUCUACGUGACGUUCGCCAUGUACUGGUUCAGCGAGUGGUGGAAGAACACCAUCCACACCACCAUCGCCGGGGUAUACGGUUCGUGGUACUUUUUCGGUGGUUCGCCCAACGGCAUGCCCAAAGGCGCGACUCGAGGUGCUUUUAGACGCGCCACGACCUAUUCUUUUGGUAGCAUCAGUUUUGGCAGCCUGAUCCUCGCCAUCAUCAACAUGCUGCGGCAAGCUUGCUCCGUUGCGCAGCGCCAUGAAGCUGCUGAGGGCAGCCUGGUCGGCAGCAUUGCAUUCUGGAUCCUCGGAUGCUUGAUCUCGCUGCUGGACUGGCUGGUGACCUUCUUCAACCGGUACGCAUUCUGCCACAUUGCGCUGUAUGGCAAGGCGUAUAUCCCCUCGGCCAAGGAUACGUGGAAGAUGAUGAAAGACCGCGGAAUCGACGCCCUGGUCGCAGACUGCCUGAUCGGGCCGGUUCUGACGAUGGGCUCGGUGUUCGUGUCAUACGUCUGCGCUUUGCUGGCGUAUCUGUACCUGCAAUUCACGCACCCCAGCUAUAACCAGGACGGCGAAUUCACGGCAGUGAUCAUGGCCUUUGCUUUUGUGAUCGGUCUGCAGGUGUGUCAGGUGUUUAUGACGCCGAUGAGCAGUGGCAUCGAGACCAUCUUUGCCGCGAUGGCAUGGGAUCCUCAGGUGCUCAUGCAAGACCACCCGGAUCUGUACCAGCGCCUGGUGCAUCUGUACCCCAAGGUGCAGCAGGCCAUUCAUGCAUAGAUUGGAAGGGUUUGGCUUGGAGCAUUAAACAUUCAUUCUUCUGGCAUUGUAUUUGAACUUGCGAAGCUCUCAUUAAUCAACACUAAUAC